AUGCGAGUUAACUUAAAUAAAGAAACAAAGAAGCAACCAAUAACCACCAAAGAAAGGGAAAUUUCUAGCCAAAACGAAGUCAAAAUACUUAAUUUAGCUGUUCAUUUAGAAAAAUUAACCGCACAAUUAAGUGAUGUAAAAGGAGUUAGCACUGAAAAAUUAAGAAACUACGAAAUAAAAAGAGGAAAGAACAUUUAUUUUCCUGAGAUUGACGAAGUGUUAGGCAUUGAGGCUUUUACUUAUGGCUUUAAUGCUCCUUGUGAAUAA
Molecule: messenger RNA, 267 nt
Organism: Funneliformis geosporum
Lineage: Eukaryota; Fungi; Glomeromycota; Glomeromycetes; Glomerales; Glomeraceae
Source: the annotation of a GenBank genome assembly